GGUAAUGUACCUCGACGCUGAGUAUCAAGCGUCAUUCAAGUCGAUAAAGAAAAUGUUGUUUCCACUUUCCGACAUGGCAGCAAGGCAACGAAUUCUCUACUGACAAAAUCGAGUUUCUUGACGUCUGAAAUAGAAAAGCACUUCCAAGCUAUUUAAAUGGGGAAAAGGGAGAAAGGGGAUAGAGAGAAGAAGUCCAAAAAGCGUUUCUAUGAGGAGGAUGAAGAUGAAGAAGAGGUAGUAGGUGGCAAGUCGCAGGAGGCCAUACCUGCUGCUGCGGGGAAGCAAGUGGAUGAAUCCAGCACAAAGCUGGAUGAAUAUGGGGCCAAAGACUAUCGAAUUCAGAUGCUUCUGAAGAACGAUCACUCCUCACGACCUCUCUGGGUGGCUCCUGAUGGACACAUUUUCCUAGAAGCGUUUUCACCAGUGUAUAAGUAUGCUCAGGAUUUCUUGGUGGCCAUAGCGGAGCCAGUGUGCAGGCCCAACCACAUCCACGAGUACAAGCUCACGGCAUAUUCACUAUAUGCUGCUGUCAGUGUGGGGCUGCAGACUUCUGACAUCGUGGAGUAUCUUCAGAAACUCAGCAAGACCUCUGUGCCGGAUGGAAUUGUGCAAUUUAUCAAGCUCUGCACUGUGAGCUACGGCAAAGUCAAGCUGGUGCUGAAACAUAAUAGGUAUUUUGUCGAGAGCACCUUUCCUGAUGUGAUUCAGCGUCUCCUGCAGGACGAAAAGAUUCGAAUUUGUCGCCUCAAUGCUGCUGAUGGCACAGACGGCGGGCUCAUUACUGAGGUCAUUCACAGCAAGUCAGCGAUCUCCAAGACCGUCGACGACAAACGAGGUGCUUCUACCUCACAGCAGCCUACGGAUGGACAACCUGUAAACCAACAGGUACCUGAAGACAUCUUUAGCUACUAUGAGCAGAUGGAUAAGGAGGAAGAGGAGGAGGAAGAGACUCAGACAGUGUCUUUUGAGAUUCAACAGGAAAUGAUUGAAGCACUACAAAAGCGCUGCAUUGAGCUGGAAUACCCGCUCCUUGCAGAGUAUGACUUUAGGAAUGAUACCGUCAACCCAGAUAUCAACAUAGACUUGAAACCGACUGCUGUACUGCGACCCUACCAGGAAAAAAGUCUUCGUAAAAUGUUUGGCAACGGACGCGCCCGCUCUGGAGUCAUUGUGCUGCCCUGUGGAGCUGGCAAGUCUCUAGUGGGCGUGACCGCAGCGUGCACGGUACGCAAACGUUGCCUGGUGUUGGGUAACUCCUCUGUGUCCGUGGAACAGUGGAAGGCCCAGUUCAAGAUGUGGUCCACUAUCGAUGACUCUCAAAUCUGCCGCUUCACCUCCGAUGCCAAGGACAAGCCCAUUGGUUGCUCGGUGGCUAUCAGCACCUACUCAAUGCUGGGACACACCACUAAGCGCUCCUGGGAAGCCGAGAGGGUCAUGGAGUGGAUGAAAAGCCAAGAAUGGGGUCUCAUUAUUCUUGACGAGGUGCACACUAUUCCAGCCAAAAUGUUCCGAAGUGUCUUGACCAUCGUUCAGGCACACUGCAAACUGGGCCUGACUGCUACUUUAGUUAGGGAGGAUGAUAAGAUUGUGGACCUCAACUUUCUUAUCGGGCCAAAGCUUUAUGAAGCCAACUGGAUGGAGUUGCAAAGCAAUGGCUACAUAGCCAAAGUCCAGUGCGCAGAGGUGUGGUGCCCAAUGUCUCCAGAGUUCUACAGAGAGUAUGUGGCCAUCAAAACUAAGAAGCGAAUCUUGCUUUACACCAUGAAUCCCAAUAAGUUCAGGGCUUGCCAGUUCCUCAUUCGCUUUCACGAGCGGCGUAACGACAAGAUCAUCGUCUUUGCUGAUAACGUUUUUGCCUUGAAAGAAUAUGCAAUUCGGCUUAACAAGCCAUACAUUUAUGGCCCAACUUCUCAAGGGGAACGUAUGCAGAUCUUGCAGAACUUCAAGCACAAUCCCAAGAUCAACACCAUUUUCAUUUCUAAGGUUGGGGACACCUCAUUUGACUUACCAGAAGCCAAUGUUCUGAUCCAAAUCUCUUCUCAUGGUGGGUCAAGACGGCAGGAAGCUCAGCGUCUUGGUCGAGUGUUAAGAGCUAAGAAAGGAAUGGUUGCAGAGGAAUACAAUGCUUUCUUUUAUUCGCUGGUGUCUCAGGAUACUCAGGAGAUGGCGUAUUCCACCAAGAGACAACGCUUUUUAGUGGACCAGGGCUACAGCUUUAAGGUGAUCACACAGUUGGCAGGAAUGGAGGAAGAAGAGUUGAUGUUCUCCACCAGAGAGGAGCAACAACAGCUCCUGCAAAAGGUUUUGGCUGCAUCCGAUUUGGAUGCUGAGGAGGAAAUGGUGGCAGGGGAGGUGGGAACAAAGCCACAGUUUUCACGGCGAACGGGAACCAUGAGCUCCAUGUCUGGUGCAGAUGACACAGUCUAUAUGGAAUAUCAAAGCAAAAGCAAAGCGUCAUCGCUCGGCAAAGGCAUCCAUCCGCUUUUCAAGCGCUUUAGGAAGUGAAUGGGCUGAGGACAAUUUGGACGCUUGACCUUUUGAAAAAAGUGUGAAGAGGCCGCAGCAGUUAGCACAUUGGCCUCAAAGUUCUGAGAUACGGGGGUUCGAGUCUCCGCUUUGGCCUUCCCGUGGAGAUUUGCAUGUACUUGUGUGAGUUUUGCGCAGGUACUUUGGCUUCCUUCGACAUUCCGAAAAUGUUUUUUUCCACCCUUUUACCCUUAUGUUAAGUAAAGGAUAACUUGCCUUUAGGUGUGAAUGUGAGUCAAAGCGCUGUUGGUUGAAAAGAACUGAAGCAAAUUAAAAAAAAAAAGGGUUCACUUGAAAUCAUAUUGAUAGAAUUGAGAAUUCUCAGGUUUAAAAGGUCAACGCUAAUAUUGUAAAACACAUGCUAAACACAAAUCAAAAUUCACUUCACUUUUGUCUUCACUUGCUGGCCAACUGUUGUUUUCGCCAACGAUGACGAUAAUGAAAAUAUUUCAUCGACGAACAAUUUUUUUCAUGACGAUGACAAAACGAUAACGAGCUAAAAACGUGUCUUGGGAGAUAAAACCAAUGACACGAAUGCCAGUUUUCGUCUGACGAGACGAGAACGCGCCAUAGUUUCUGUCACAUGUUCACAAUGUGUGACAUUUUAUGUGUAGUUAGCCUGCAUCAUAGCAAUGUCUGAUUGUGUCACUCAAGUGACGUGGUGAGCCCCCCACCAGCUCACGCACUAGUGUCUCUCCAAUCUGCCCAUUGUUUGUUUUGAGACACACGUGAAGAUUUGUCUUAUCUUGGCAAGAGAGAAUAUGCAAUGUUGCUUUAGCCUUUAAAGGUCUGUGCUGAGUUAUCAUCACACACUAAAUGUAACUGUAGCGUUAGCAUAGCAUUCAUUAGUGUUGUUAAUAACGCCGUUAUUUUUUUCAGUAGUGAGUAAUCUAAUUACUUUUCUCAUCUUUGCAACGCCGUUACCUUUACUGAGGACGUAAAGGCGUACGUUACUAUGCGUCGGUUGAAUGACGCGAGAAAAAUCUGACAGAAACGGAGAGAGCAGAGCGGGAGUGGGAAGGAGGUUGUGACGCUGUUGCAAACGCGAUGCUAGGUGGCUCCAAUAACACCUGACUGCAGCCGACAGCCUACAAACUACGCCCACAUGAUGCUAAGGUAGAUAUCACAUGUUUAGAGAACUAGAUGCGAAAGGAUAGGCUUACUUGCGUUAGUAAGCAGCCGCCAUCUUAAAGCAGUAGACUUCAGGAAGGCUCUGUUGUAGAGAACCUUCCUAGCAAACCUAGGUUACUUUUUUUUUCAUCUAAAAUACUCCUAAAUCGUCAAAAUCUUUAAAUGGUAAAACAGUUUUAAAACUUUGACCUGUCGAAAGUAGACACAAGGGAACUAAUGCAAUAAUGGGAGCAAUUUUAACAACUUUUAACAGUUGAUUCACAACAUUAAAUGAUUUCCAAACAUAGCAAAGGUUACUAUCUAGUUAUCGCAAUAUCCACACUACCCCUGUGUCUAAUUAAGUUUAGGGUAAAGAAUUGAGCCAGGACCUAUUGGCCCAAAAACCCUUUGAACUUAACAUAGUGUGACCUUUUUUCUUUUUUUCUGGAAUGAGG
Messenger RNA from Corythoichthys intestinalis (scribbled pipefish), 4091 nucleotides. RefSeq names its product excision repair cross-complementation group 3 (gene ercc3). The record is from RefSeq and is a predicted model, not a curated record. The transcript is spliced from 15 exons. Bases 157 to 2505 code for a protein of 782 amino acids. Lineage: Eukaryota; Metazoa; Chordata; Actinopteri; Syngnathiformes; Syngnathidae. Gene Ontology annotation, biological process: transcription initiation at RNA polymerase II promoter; nucleotide-excision repair. Gene Ontology annotation, molecular function: hydrolase activity; DNA binding; 3'-5' DNA helicase activity. Gene Ontology annotation, cellular component: nucleotide-excision repair factor 3 complex; transcription preinitiation complex; transcription factor TFIIH holo complex.